ACCAAACACUCGCCCCACAGGCCACUGAUGUCGAUGAUGGCCAGCCCUCUGUUGCCACCGAUUAAGUCACCCGUCAGUAUCACACCCAAUAAGGACUCGAAGUCGGCGCUCACUUACCGCCGAAGACUGUUUGAUGUCUACGAAGACGUGGCGGAGAGUCCGCAGAAGUCGGCGGCGGAUAAGAAGGACGCGAAGAAGAGCCCGGCGUUCGAGAGGUUCGCGUAUUUGGUGGACAAACGAGAGGACAAUCACGCGAGCGGUUCACUAGUGUUGCCCCAGAAGUUCAAACUGUUGGCCGAAGUGUUCAAAUCGAUGGACACUGUGGUGUCGAUGCACUACAAGCGCCAAGAGAUCUGCACUUUCGAUAAACUCAAGGAUUCCGUGGAGAGGAUGACGGCGAAGAAGUUUGACACCAAAAGGUUGGCACAAAUACAGACAGUCUUCGGCACCGGAUUUAAGCUGAAGUACGAGUUGUUCUCGAGUUAUGCGGAGCGCCGGAAACCCAGCUAUCAGUUGAUAAUAACUCCGGUGUAUGACUCGGAUGUGGACAUACGGACCAAUUCCAUACACCUCUUGGAGAGGUAUCAGCGGUUUGUGGCGAAACUCGUAGACAUCACGAAAGGCCACCACAAGAAGUAUUUGAAGGCAUUGGGUCUUAAUGUGGACGACAAAGAGCUGGUCCGAUGGCACCCGAAGUUUAGGGUGGACUCCGUGCCGGACGUCACUCCCGAUGACAACGCACUGCCAACGGAGCCACGACUCGGAGAGAAGACCGCCGAACAGGUGUUGGCGAACACCAGACAACGAUUAGGCAUAUCAUCGACUACUGUCACCGCGGAUGACGACAAAGACAAUGACACGAACUCUAACGACAAUAAGACGUCUGAUACUAAUCAGAAGAUUACGAAAGGAUUACUUAAAGGCAUUUCAAUGGAUCUGUUGAACAAAAUUAGGGCCAAAGAAGCGGCAAAUUUGGCCAAAGAGAUGACCCGAAAGCCCGAAGUGGAGACAGAGCUCCGGAUACUGCGAUCGUUACCCGAAUUCAUACGAAUCAUUCACAGCUAUAUCGUGGGCUCCAAGAAGUUGGCCGUACCUUACGAUCAACUCAUCGACAAACUGAUCACCAGUUUCACGAGCAGUCUGUCUAUACUGCGGGCUAAGGAGCACGUGAGCUACCUGUGCCGCUUUAUGCCCGACUGGAUCUGUCAGUUGGAAGUGAAAAAAGGGAAUUACAUUAAAAUCAAUAAAGAGACCACACUUUCAGCACUGGACCAGAGAAUCAAAACAAAGGUUAAUCGCCUGAAGGACUGAAUUAUUUGUAUUACCAUUACUUGGAUUUUAAUUUUUAUCACACAUUGUUUUUUAUGUCAGAUUUACUUUAAUUUUAAUUGUAUUUUAUAUUACUUUUUAAUUACAAACCACUCUAAUAGCGGUUUAUUAUACCAAUCAAUCGAU
Messenger RNA from Oppiella nova, 1455 nucleotides. The record is from the annotation of a GenBank genome assembly. NCBI's taxonomy places the organism in Eukaryota, Metazoa, Arthropoda, Arachnida, Sarcoptiformes, Oppiidae.